CCCAUCUCUAGACAUUCAACACGCGCUUGAUUUUGUAAAUAAACUUAGAUUUUUAAGUAAAACAUGAGUUUUUUAAAACCCAAGAGCCACAUAGAGAAAGGCGAUGUAGUGAUACUGUACUUAAGUGUUAGUUCAAUGCAUGCCAUUGAAGCGGUUCCGGAAAUUAUUAAUAAAAAGGGCGAAACGAUACCGCACAUAUUCCAGACAAAUUAUGGCUCUUUAAAAGUUGAAAAUAUUAUAGGCGUAGAGUAUGGAAGUCGGGUGGAGCUCUCCAAGGGUUGGGCCCAUGUCCUACAACCCACACCUGAGCUAUGGACCCAAACUCUGCCACAUCGCACGCAGAUUAUAUAUACCCCCGAUAUCAGUAUGAUAAUCCAUCAAUUAGAAGUACGACCCGGUGCGGUGGUCAUUGAAUCGGGUACAGGAUCAGGAUCUCUUUCGCACUACUUUCUAAGAGCACUGAAACCCACUGGACACCUGCACACCUUCGAUUUCCACGAAGCUCGAGCGGAUCAGGCACGCGACGAGUUUCGUCGACAUGGAAUUGCCGACUUCGUCACCGUCUAUCACCGAGAUGUUUGCAAUAAAGGCUUCGGUGAGGAACUGGAUGGAAAAGCCGAUGCGGUCUUCUUGGAUCUGCCCGCACCCGAUCUCGCUGUGCCGCACGCCUUCAAGGCGUUGAAACUGUCCGGUGGUCGUUUUUGUUCGUUUUCGCCCUGUAUUGAGCAAUCGCAGCGCUGUAUCCAGCAGCUGACCAAGCUGGGCUUUAACGAGAUUGUCUCCUUGGAGGUGUUGCAGCAAGAGAACGUGGUCAAGACCCGCACGCUACCCGUCAUCGAUCUGGAGUUCCUUAAAUUGCCCAAAAUCGAUGAGACGACGACGGCAGCAAAUGCCGAAGAAAGCAAAGCGCCCAAGGAGGUGAAGAAAUAUCUGACCUCUAGUAAUCCCCAAACGCUACCCGGUCACACGGGAUUCCUCACCUUCGCCACUUUACCACCGAAUAUACCCAAAGCAUGAUGAAUAAAGUUGCAUUUAUUUUUAUUUGACCUACAA
This is a messenger RNA of Drosophila eugracilis, 1053 nucleotides long. It is a transcript of the gene Trmt61, whose product is annotated as tRNA (adenine(58)-N(1))-methyltransferase catalytic subunit TRMT61A. The transcript is spliced from 3 exons. The coding region runs from base 64 to 1017 and encodes 317 amino acids. Lineage: Eukaryota; Metazoa; Arthropoda; Insecta; Diptera; Drosophilidae. Gene Ontology annotation, cellular component: nucleus; tRNA (m1A) methyltransferase complex. Gene Ontology annotation, biological process: tRNA methylation. The record is from RefSeq and is a predicted model, not a curated record.